Molecule: messenger RNA, 768 nt
Organism: Pieris macdunnoughi
Lineage: Eukaryota; Metazoa; Arthropoda; Insecta; Lepidoptera; Pieridae
Source: the annotation of a GenBank genome assembly
AUGGAGGUCCUUGUAACAAAAGCAACUGCGAACAAGGCUCGUAAAAGAACAAGAAACCCCGAGAACUGGAAAGCUAAUAUCGCUAAGAAACAAAGGUAUAUGCCAAAGAAAGCACCUGAACGAAUAAUAUGUUCACAUAAAAAUAAACAUCUAAAAUGUUCGAGUUUGACAAUGACUGAUAUUAUGAAUUUUCACAGUUCGUUUUAUUCCUCAAAUAAACGGAGUGACCAAGAUGCUUUGAUACUGAAGUGCUGUAAAACGCAGAAGGUAUUUUCAUCAUACGCUCAAAUUGAGCAAAGUAAUGAAAAAGAAAACUUAACGGUUUUAUUAACAUUUAAUGCGAAUGGAGAUAUGUGUCCACCGUGUAUUGUGUUUCCAUACAUUAGACCACCGAAAGCUGUAGUAAACAGUAUGCCCCAAAAUUGGUGCUUAGGCAGAUCGGAGACAGGUUGGAUGAGAGAAGUAUUCUUUGAAUACAUCACCAACGAGUUUAACAACUGGAUACUUGAAAAUAAUAUUAAAAAACCCGUGCUUCUGCUGGUAGAUGGGCAUAAAUCGCAUAUGUCCUUAAUGCUAAGUACAGCAUGUGAACAACUGCAAAUUAUUUUGUAUCCCCUGCCGCCCAACACCACCCAUAUUUUACAACCAGCAGACACAUACAAGAAUGCUCAAUGUGUUGUAAGCAGUGGAAUGGAAGCUCACUGCAAAAAUGUGGCAGAAGUGAUGUUCGCUAUCGAACAAAUGUACAGAGAAAGUUUGUUCCCUUAA